UUAUAACUCAUCAAAAUGCGAGGUUUUUUCUUUUUAGCUGAUGAGCUGCAUAAUGACCGGCAUGGUAGUGUCAACGUGCUUCUGAUCCUUUCGUUGCAAAUUCCUCAGAUGAAGACGGUACUGGUGGCAGUGAGCCUGUUGGUGGCAGUCCUCGUCCCCGCCUCGCGCUCCGAGGAGAGUCCCGAGGCGCAGGAGGGCCGGCUCUUCUUCGGGAAUUACCAGACCAGCACCUUGACUGUGGUCGAAGCCUCCACCUCCACCGUGUUCCUCUCUUGUCUCUCGUCGGCAAACACAGGGGCAUGCUCUGGAAAGAGGAAGAAGAGGGCGUCCAGUAUGAAAAUGCCUGUUGAUGACCAGGAUGAGCUAAAUAUGCCGCUGGACAGCAGUGUCAACAGUGAAGUUCGAGCAGAGCGAAGCCAGCCUGCGGACAACCAGAAGCUGGGCUUCACCAUCUGGACCACCGCUAAAACCACCACAACUGUUACCGUUCUUUCCACAAACACGGACACCACAAUCCGCCUCCAUUAUUCGUGCGCGCGGCUGGCCAAACCCUUCCAAGUGUCUCAUGCUCAGGAUAAGCCAGGCCUUCUCGCCAGGCCUCGUCUAAACCAACCAAGAUAAACCUAACCUGCUCGUUCUUUGUGCUUGCUGACUUGUAUUAUGUGUGGUUAGCUGAGAGCUAACCUGUUGUUGCUGUAUAUAGUUGAGAUUCUGAGGAUGUUCUAUGUAUUAAUAAAAGUGUAAGUUCAA
Messenger RNA from Penaeus vannamei (Pacific white shrimp), 750 nucleotides. RefSeq lists its product as uncharacterized. The record is from RefSeq and is a predicted model, not a curated record. NCBI's taxonomy places the organism in Eukaryota, Metazoa, Arthropoda, Malacostraca, Decapoda, Penaeidae.